CAGUGCAUUCAGCUCAGUUACAAUCGGAGUACCAUCAGAAGAGGAUGGAUUACAUAAAAUCAAUGCUGGAUUCUUGGAUGAAGGCUCCAUCGAGGGCCAGACCCCAUCUCCGCAGUAAAUUUGCUGCAUCUCUGUGCCCCCUCACUGCCUUCUUUAUCCCCAGUGAAGGCUCCCUAUAUGCCACAAAGGCAUAUCAAGCCUCAUUCAGCAGGAUGAAGGCUCCAUCGAGGGCCAGACCCCAUCUCCGCAGUAAAUUUGCUACAUCUCUGUGCCCCCUCACUGCCUUCUUUAUCCCCAGUGAAGGCUCCCUAUAUGCCACAAAGGCAUAUCAAGCCUCAUUCAGCAGGAUGAAGGCUCCAUCGAGGGCCAGACCCCAUCUCCGCAGUAAAUUUGCUACAUCUCUGUGCCCCCUCACUGCCUUCUUUAUCCCCAGUGAAGGCUCCUUAUAUGCCACAAAGGCAUAUCAAGCCUCAUUCAGCAGGAUGAGUGCUCCCUCCUGGGCCUCUUUAAGAAGUGACCUUCCUUUUCCUGCCCCCGGUCUGUCAGAGGCUCAGAUCUACAGCCAGUACAGAGCUUUGCUAGAAGAGAGUGGACCCUCUGCCAGAGACAACUCUGCGCAGCCAAAGAGCAGCCAUAUUACUUCCUCUCCUUACAGAGGGUCAGGAGGCUCCUCGUGGAGAUCUAGAAAAAGGCUGUGUGUGGGUCCAGGCCACCUUUAAACAGUCACCAGAUGAGAGAGCUAAACACCACCAUGGAUGGUACCGAUGGCCAUGGCAUUUCAAAUUCAACCACAUGAUGCCUGGCAGGUCUACAAUCCUCCAUAUUUCACCCACAGAGGGAGAGAGUCAUAAUACUGACACACAAGUCUGCAGCUCUGAGCCAAUACAAUUCUCCUUCUCUGCAAACUUUGUACUAUAACAGCACAAAGAAACAGAUGCUAUCGGGGAUCAAAAUCCAUCUAAAUUCUCUCAGAUCAAAAACAGCACUAUUGGACUGCACCAGGACUCCUUAAGCCAAACCUGGAUAUUCUCCAUUGGGUAUCAGAGGAGCCUUGUAAAAGAUCUAAAAGCAGAGCCAUUCACUGCAGAGGGCUGCACUUCGAAUGCCAUGGUUUAGAACAAAUGGGACAUU
Molecule: messenger RNA, 1131 nt
Organism: Mauremys mutica (yellowpond turtle)
Lineage: Eukaryota; Metazoa; Chordata; Testudines; Geoemydidae
Exons: 9
Coding region: 45-719 (224 amino acids)
Source: RefSeq, a predicted model, not a curated record